Messenger RNA from Paramisgurnus dabryanus, 3973 nucleotides. It is a transcript of the gene apold1a, whose product is annotated as apolipoprotein L domain containing 1a. Gene Ontology annotation, biological process: lipid transport; lipoprotein metabolic process. Gene Ontology annotation, cellular component: extracellular region; membrane. Lineage: Eukaryota; Metazoa; Chordata; Actinopteri; Cypriniformes; Cobitidae. The record is from RefSeq and is a predicted model, not a curated record. Gene Ontology annotation, molecular function: lipid binding.
CACACAUUACCCUCCCAGUCCGCUUGUUGUGCUUCCCAUUGCUCGACACAGAUUAGUCAGGCGGAGCUUGACAAAGUUUGACAAUCCGCACAUGUCUCUAAACUGGGUGGGUUUGCAUGGGACGCUAAGUGUACUCGGAUUUUUACCAAAAAUGAGGGAUUGGUGUGAAAUGUUCUUUUAAGGUUCACUGAAACAUCGUCAUGUCAUCUUCAUCAUCAUCUUCAUAGUUUGGUUGUGAGGUAUUUAUUGUGGGCGCUGUCUUGUGUGUGUGUCACAAUACUACAAGGUUACAUGUGUAAAUAUUAUAUUAAUUACCUUUAAGAUGAGGUAACUUUCUGCUAAAGUGACCUUGAUCCAAGUUGGUUAAAGGAAGAUCUGUCAUUACACAAUGGAGGACUUUCAGGCACCCAAAACAACCAACCAAAGAAACAACAACAUCAGGGAAGUGGCAUCAUUACAACAUGAAGAUCUCUCAACCACUGACAGACGCGAGGAAAAUGUUCAGUUUAAUUUUCUCCAAGCACUUCCUGGAACAGCUGAAGACAUUUCAGGAGAGGACAGCCCACCAUUACACAUCAAACUGCUCUCAUGUAAUACUGACCUGUUGUAUGCCUACAACAACAGCUCCAAGGAAAACUCUGGGAAGUUAAGAGGAACGUUUCGCACUUCUCCAAAACCGGCAUUACGUUUUCCUGUGGAGAUGGAUCCUCUCAGUCAGUACGAUGAAUUUAUUGACACGACUGUUAAUAAGAAAUCUAUAGCAGCAGCUGGCAAACUCACAGCAGACCAUGAAAGUAAAUCCAAGGUCGUGUCUUUUAGAGUAAAGAGAAGACUUUCUGGAUCGUCCAAACUCUCGUCUGUUAGCCAGGGUUCAGAUGAGGAGGACGCAAUAGAUGAGCCAAUGGAAAUGCAGCAUUUGCAAAGCACUGAGGAGUGCACAUUUGAGGUCCUACCGGUGGAGAUUGCUGCCUAUCCGACCGAUGAAAACCUCAUAGACACAAGCGAGGAUGAUGACCUGAUGGAUUGGUGGAAGACUGUUGAGGGUUGGAGUAUAUGGAAUGAAUCACAUUUCCAGAAGGAUGAGUUGGCUGUCGAGGCUGUGGCGGACCGUGUGUUUAUGGCGGCUCGACUCUUUGUAAGUCUGUUCAACCAGCGUGGAGCCUCCCUGCAACGGCGUGUCGUGGACUUGCUCGCGGUGGCGGACACCGCCGACAGCUUCCAUAAGAAGACUGUGAGCGCGGCCAUCGGUGGAGGGGUGGCUAGCGUGGCGGGGGGUAUAGCUACUAUCACCGGCCUCAUCCUAGCUCCAUUCACUUUCGGGACAUCCACCAUCGUCACCGCGGUGGGGAUCAGCGUGGCAACAGCCGGGAGCAUCACCUCAGCCACGGCUCACAUUAGCGAUGCGGUUCAAUCCAAGAUGGACCGCAAGAAGGUGGAGAAGAUGAUUCAGGACUACCAGAACGAGAUCAGCGACAUCAGGGAUUGCCUGGAAUUCAUGCAGGAAGGAAUGAAUGCUCUACAAGAGUGGAACUUCAAGGAGUACUCUGAGAGUCUGGUCAACACGAGCCUCAACCGCAACAUAAAGUACGUCAUGAAGGAAGGUGGCCGAGCGGGUAAAGCGCUCUUGGUGAACACCGAAAAGCUUAUAAGCACUGUGAACAUUUUGGGCGUCACUGGAGGCGCCGCCAGAGCUGCCAAGGCCGUCAGCGUUACCACGGGGGUCAUGUCGGGUCUCUUCCUGGCCCUGGACGUUUUCUUUCUCGCCAAAGACACCAACGAGCUGCGCAAAGGCGCCAAGACCAAAUUCGCUUCCAAGAUCCGAGAAGUAUGCCGAGAACUUCAGCGCGGCCUGCUGGAGCUGAACAAAGUGAAGGCUCAGCUACAAAAGACCAUGGAUGGGAUCGAAGUGGAAGAAUAUGAACAGGAGGGCGAGGAGGAGGAUGAAGAUCAAUACGAGUCGGAUCCCAAGAAACUGGCUCUGCUGGAGCAAGAACUUGAUCAGUUGGAGGAGAAGCUCGACCUGAAGACUUCGCAUGAGCAAAGCAAGAAACCCUAAAAAGAAAGAAACGAGAAAAUAGAAGAAAUCAGAAAGAAAUUAGAUGUGUUUAAAAAAAGGAAAUGAAUGAAACACUCAAUAACAUCAAAAUGAAUGUUAUAGGUGUGUUCAUUUUAGCAUCCUGUGCAACAUACAGUACAGUACGCUCGACCAUUGGUUUGUCCAAGUUGGGCAAGUUUUUGGGAAACCAGUUCGCAAAUGAUUUACCCUCUGGUUACACUAAUGGCUCGCAAACAGCACAGCUGAACAUAUAGGGGCUGAACACAGAGUUAAUGAGAAGUAAAAAAUGAAGGGUUGUCGAGACAGAAACAAAUCCUCGGGGUUGGAUUGAGAAUCUGAGUGUGAUACUAAAAGCCAUUAAAAUUUAAACCAUUCAUGCAAUUCAUAAAUCUACAAGAAAGACUCUAUAAUAAGAAUAUAGUGACAAGAAAAAUGUUCAAUUUCCAAAAAGGUCUGUGUGCACUUUCAAAACACUUCCUUGUUUAUAAUAAACAACGCAGUAAACCCUUUAUUUACGUAAUUCCUCUUCAGUAUACAGGUCACGGGUUUACCUUGAAUGCAAUGUAAAUCACUUAAAGGAAAUUAAUGGAAAUUAAAGGACUAUUAAAGACUAUUAAAUAUGUGUGGAGGGAACACUGAGUUAGUUGUGCAAGUGUAAAAUGACAUACAAAAUAGGAUUAAUGGAAAAGACACUAGAUAGUCAAUUACUGAGCCAGAUACUGAGACUGAGGAGAAAAACAGCAAACAUAAAACAAAUUGUUGAUUAAAUAAAAUGUUCAUUAAAUAAUCUAAGUUGCAUUCUUGAUGCUAAAUCUGAUUAGAAGCGGAUUCGGCAGGUGUUGAAUCAGGCAAAGACUGUGGGAAUUUACUGCUUCAACAACACUGUCACAAUGCUGGCAUGUGACAUUAUUGUUAUUAAAUACCUUGAGAUGUAAACAAUUGGAAAGUCGUAGCCACUUGUGAAUACAAAACAGCACUUGAUAUAAGAUAAAACAACAGUAAUAAAAAAGGAAGAAUGGUUAAUAAGUCAAAUAAAAUAAUUAAAUAAAUAUAUAAAAAUAACUGCAACACUUCACAAGCUUAAACUAACAUGAAAAAACAACAGACAGUAUUGUUUUUCAGCAUCUUUUAAUUUUUGUUAAUGUUAUUAAAGGUCAAUAGAGUUGUUCAUGUUAGUUCAUGGCGCAUUAAUUAAUUUUUUACAACGCUUGAUUUUAUAAAUGUAUUAGUAAAUGCCGAAAUAAACAUGAACUAAGAAUAAUAAAUUGAAGAAGUAUUGUUCAUGUUAGCUAAUGCAUUAACUAUUGUAAACAAAUACAACCUUGUUACUGAAUAACUAACUACAAAUAAAAAAAAGAAAUACAUCAAAGAUGUAUGUUUGUACUCUCUGUCUUAAGACUUAAACCCUUCACUGACUUCAAAUCAAACACUGUUCAGCACGACGAGUCAAAAAAAAAAAAAAAUGAAACAUAACAUUUCAUGUCUUGUUUGCAUUAUUUAUUUUGUUUGUUUGUUUAACAAAUUCAAUUUAUGUACAGCUUUCAUUUUUGCUGGUAAGAUUUUGAAUUUGUUUUGUUAGACAUUUAGUUGUUAUACUAGUUAUAACUAUUUAUAUUAUACAAGUUAUAAAACUGUUUCACUGUCUUUAAUUUCUGUUAUUUCCAAAUUGAUUAGCAAAUAGAUAUCAGUUUGUCUUUGGUUUUUUCUUGAUUCACAAACAAAUCUUGGUACUGUGACUUCACUUUUGACUUUGCAAUAAAAGUCCUAACAGAAAUAAAAUGUUGUUUUUGUAAUGCAGUUGCUUUUGCUUUUGUCCAGUUAGUUUCAAGAAUCAAAAUAAGGAAGUCAGGCCUUGUAUGCGUUUAUCGGAAAAUAUUUUAAGUAAACCAGCAGAUACACUUCCUGAAACUGAAGCUU